Amaranthus tricolor (Joseph's coat) is the source of this 2615-nucleotide messenger RNA. Its product is annotated as transmembrane 9 superfamily member 12. NCBI's taxonomy places the organism in Eukaryota, Viridiplantae, Streptophyta, Magnoliopsida, Caryophyllales, Amaranthaceae. The coding region runs from base 256 to 2235 and encodes 659 amino acids. Gene Ontology annotation, biological process: protein localization to membrane. Gene Ontology annotation, cellular component: membrane. The record is from RefSeq and is a predicted model, not a curated record. The transcript is spliced from 2 exons.
GUUACCUUAGGGGUGACCUUACCGGCAGACGGCAGCAAUUACCAUCGAUUUAUGUUGUUUGAUAUCGAGGAAGCAUCCCAUAUUCCCAUUCAUCAUCACAAUUCACAAUAACAUCGACUCUAAAUUCAAAACUCAUUUCUGAUCCUCUCUCAAUCUUCUUCACUCUCCACUUGUUUCACCUCAUCGAGAUCUACUCAGAUUAGAUCGAGGUAAACAAUAUUCAAAAUCAAGUUGUUUCGCUGGUUUUACAUUGCAAUGGCUUUUUCUAUGAAAAGGACGUUGCAAAUCGAUCGGGUUUUCGUGUGCUUCUUCCUCUUCUCGUAUGUUUGUAAUGGGUUUUAUUUGCCUGGGACUUAUAUGCACUCUUACUCCGUUCAAGAUGAAAUAUAUGCGAAAGUUAAUUCGCUAACCUCCAUUGAGACCGAGCUUCCCUUUAGCUAUUACAGUCUUCCUUAUUGUAAGCCACAUGAUGGCGUCAAGAAAAGUGCGGAGAAUCUUGGGGAGCUUCUCAUGGGAGAUCAGAUCGAUAACUCUCCGUACCGUUUUCGAAUGAAUGUUAACGAGUCUAUUUUCCUGUGUAUAACAAGUCCUCUUAGUGAGCAGGAGGUGAAACUUUUGAAACAGAGAACUAGAGAUUUGUAUCAGGUUAACAUGAUGUUGGAUAAUCUCCCUGCAAUGAGAUAUGCAACCCAAAAUGGUGUUAAGAUUCAAUGGACCGGGUUUCCCAUUGGUUACUCUCCACCUAACAGUAAUGAUGAUUACAUCAUCAAUCAUCUCAAGUUUAGGGUUUUGAUUCACGAGUAUGAAGGGAACACUGUGGAGAUCAUUGGUACAGGGGAGGAAGGUAUGGGAGUGAUUUCUGAAGCUGACAAGAAGAAAACUUCUGGUUAUGAGAUUGUUGGUUUUGAGGUGAUUCCCUGCAGUGUUAAGCGUGACCCUGAUGAAAUGUCAAAACUUCACAUGUAUGAUAAUAUUAAUUCAAUUAACUGUCCGAUGGAGCUUGACAAGUCACAAAUCAUAAGAGAGCAUGAGAGAGUCGCAUUUACUUACGAGGUUGAGUUUGUAAAGAGUAAUACCAGAUGGCCAUCUAGAUGGGAUGCAUACCUGAAAAUGGAAGGUGCACGAGUGCAUUGGUUUUCUAUAUUGAAUUCGCUUAUGGUGAUCUUUUUCUUGGCUGGUAUUGUGUUUGUUAUAUUUUUGAGGACCGUAAGAAGAGAUUUGACCAGAUAUGAGGAAUUGGACAAAGAAGCUCAAGCACAGAUGAAUGAGGAGCUGUCAGGAUGGAAGCUUGUUGUGGGUGAUGUCUUUAGGGAACCAGAACAUUCUAAGCUAUUAUGUGUGAUGGUCGGAGAUGGUGUCCAGAUUACAGGAAUGGCAGUCGUGACUAUUGUGUUUGCAGCUCUUGGUUUCAUGUCACCAGCAUCUAGGGGAAUGCUAUUGACAGGGAUGGUUAUCAUCUAUCUUUUGCUGGGAACUGUUGCUGGCUAUGCUGGUGUAUAUUUAUGGAAGACUAUCAAGGGAACACCAGACGGUUGGAGGUCAGUUGCCUGGUGGAAUGCUUGCUUUUUCCCUGGGAUUGUCUUUGUAAUCCUCACAUUCCUGAAUUUCCUCUUAUGGGGAAGCAAGAGUACAGGCGCUAUACCAAUCUCUUUGUAUUUUAUCCUUCUCUCUCUCUGGUUUUGCAUUUCUGUGCCGCUCACUCUCUUCGGAGGCUUUCUUGCAACACGAGCUGAGCCUAUUCAGUAUCCAGUCCGAACCAAUCAGAUCCCUAGAGAAAUUCCUGCACGAAAAUACCCUUCAUGGUUGCUCGUUUUGGGAGCUGGUACCCUUCCGUUUGGCACUCUGUUUAUUGAACUGUUCUUCAUUUUGUCCAGCAUCUGGCUUGGAAGGUUCUACUAUGUCUUUGGCUUCUUAUUUGUGGUAUUGGUAUUACUGGUAAUUGUUUGCGCUGAGGUCUCUGUUGUCCUGACUUACAUGCAUCUUUGUGUUGAAGAUUGGCGAUGGUGGUGGAAAGCAUUUUUUGCUUCCGGUUCUGUUGCUGUCUACGUCUUCCUUUACUCCAUUAAUUACUUAGUUUUUGACCUCCAGAGUCUUAGUGGACCUGUUUCAGCCAUUCUCUAUCUGGGCUAUUCUUUGAUAAUGGCAGUCGCGAUUAUGUUAUCAACUGGCACCAUUGGUUUCUUUAUGUCCUUUUACUUCGUCCAUUAUCUGUUCUCAUCGGUAAAGAUUGAUUAAAUAUUGCUACACUCAUGGCAUUAUCUGCAAGACCCAAGAGAAGAUUGUAUUGGUUAGUUUUCUUAAAUUCAUCAAAUACUCGUUAGUGAAUUGUCGCCCUAGUUGGAGGAUGAAAAUAUUUUGCAGCGUCUGGAGACCUGAUGAAGCUUGGUAUCGUGCUCUUAGUUUUGUAAUCCUUGUUCGCCUUUUCCUUUUCUUUUUUCCCCUUUGAAUUCUUAUGAUGAUGCACUGAAUAUCUUUUUUUAAAAGGAUUAGUAUUGGCUUGCAUUCUCUUUAGAUGUCGUUUAUAUGGCAGUUUCCGUAGACAGAAUUGUAAUCCAUCGGACAUGUUUUUCAAUCAUUUAAAUGUGAAACCAAAUGUAUGGUUUCAUUCACAUGCA